This is a messenger RNA of Cladophialophora carrionii CBS 160.54, 1317 nucleotides long. RefSeq lists its product as uncharacterized. Gene Ontology annotation, biological process: cell wall organization. Bases 1 to 1317 code for a protein of 438 amino acids. Lineage: Eukaryota; Fungi; Ascomycota; Eurotiomycetes; Chaetothyriales; Herpotrichiellaceae. The transcript has 2 exons. Gene Ontology annotation, cellular component: fungal-type cell wall; cell surface; extracellular region. The record is from RefSeq and is a predicted model, not a curated record. Gene Ontology annotation, molecular function: glucan endo-1,3-beta-D-glucosidase activity; 1,3-beta-glucanosyltransferase activity.
AUGAAAGCCACUCUCUUGAGUGUCGCCGCUGUGUGCGCGCCAGUCGUGUUGGCUGUUCCGCAUGGAGAUAAUCACCGUCACCAACACGCCGCACGCCGUGUCGAGACUGAAUACUCGACCGUCACCGACGUUGUUACCGUUACCGCCAACAAUGCUGUCGUCUGGGUCGAUCAGUUCAACAAUGUCCUCUCGACCGAGUACCACGGCCACCCAACACCCACCACUCUUCCCUCAAGCUCCGAAACCAUCUCUUUGGCUGUCACCCCUACACUCGCUGCGAAUGCUGCCUUCGCUUCCGAACUCGAGGCUUCCAUGGAGACGCUUGAAAGUUCUGCUGCUCCUACAACUUCCAUCCCAGACAGUGUAUUCUCGGUCUAUCUCGCACCAGCAGAGGCCACCAACUCCCCCGUUCCUCUGACUACUGACGACCCUGACGCUGCUACUGCCGCUCCCACCUCAGCCGAGCCCAGCGUGGCCGCAGCCCCCGACGAUAGAAUUGCAAACAAAGGCAUGCACGGCGGCCAUGGCGGAGCCAGUUCUGACACCAGUGCAGCCGGUGGUGGCUUUGGUAUCGACUUCGAACUCAUUGGUUCCAAUGGCUGCAAGCCUCAGGCCCAGUUGAACUCUGAAUUCGGCUUCCUCUCUACCCAAGGGUUUUCGAAGAUCCGCUUCUACGAUAUCGGCUGUGACCUUAGUGUGGCCACCGCUGCUGCCGCCGCCGCGGGCUUCUCGGUCACUCUCGGUCUCAACGGUAUCGGUAACGUUAAUGGUGAUCUGUCAAUCCUCAUCGGCAUGAUCAAAGGAAAUUGGGGCCCCAUCGAUACCGUGGUCAUUGGCAACGAAGUCAUCAAUCAAGGCGGUAACCCCGGUCAAAUCGCUGAUGCGAUCAACAGUGGCCGCGCUCAACUGCAGGCUGCCGGGUACACCAAGAACGUGGUCGCGGUUGACACUUUCAUGGCGCACACUGCCCAUCCUCAGAUCUGCCAGGCAUCCGACUACUGUGCUGUCAACGCCCACGCUUUCUUCGAUGCCAACACCGCCGCUGCAAACGCCGGCACCUUCGUUAAGAACAUCAUCGGCAAUAUCCAGACGAACGGAAAAGCCAUUAUUGUCACGGAAUCUGGCUGGCCGUACGAGGGAGGCGCCAAUGGUCUAGCGAUCCCCUCGCCUGAGAAUCAACAGGCUGCCGUUGCCAGUCUCAAGGCCGCUUUCGCUGGAAACCCUGGAGGCUUGUUCCUCUUCCAGGCGUACGAUGCGAGUUACAAGCCUGCUGGAGCUUUCGGUGUCGAGCCACAUUUCGGCAUCUACGGCCAUUAG